Messenger RNA from Oncorhynchus gorbuscha (pink salmon), 637 nucleotides. Its product is annotated as histone-arginine methyltransferase CARM1-like. NCBI's taxonomy places the organism in Eukaryota, Metazoa, Chordata, Actinopteri, Salmoniformes, Salmonidae. Gene Ontology annotation, molecular function: protein-arginine N-methyltransferase activity. The annotation marks the transcript as partial. Gene Ontology annotation, biological process: peptidyl-arginine methylation. The transcript is spliced from 5 exons. The record is from RefSeq and is a predicted model, not a curated record.
CUUGAUGGUGAAGUCUGAGCCGACGAAGCAAAGUCAAGUAGCAAAGAUGGCGGUAUCGGUGUUUCCCUGCGUGCGGCUGCGGUCCAUCGGGGACGCGAACGGAGAGAUCCAGCGACACUCCGAGCAACAGCCCCUGAGGUUGGAGGUUAAAAGCACCCCAGACACGGCUCUCUUAAAUCUCUCCAAUAGUGAUGAGACAUCAGUCUUCAAGUGUUCGUUGUCCAGGGAAACGGAAUGCAGUCGUGUGGGGAAACAGUCAUUCAUCAUCACACUGGGCUGCAACAGUGUCCUGCUACAGUUCUCCACACCUGCAGAGUUUACUUCCUUCUAUAACAUUCUGAAGAGUUGCCGGGGCCACAAUGCAGAACACUCAGUCUUCAGUGACAGGACAGAAGAGUCCUCUGCCGUGCAAUACUUUCAGUUCUAUGGCUAUCUCUCUCAGCAGCAGAACAUGAUGCAGGACUAUGUUCGGACCGGAACCUACCAACGUGCCAUCCUUCAGAACCACGGUGACUUUAAGGACAAGGUGGUGUUAGAUGUGGGCUGUGGUUCAGGUAUUCUGUCGUUCUUUGCGGCGCAGGCCGGAGCCAGGAAGGUCUACGCUGUGGAGGCUAGCACCAUGGCCCAGCACGCAGAG